Messenger RNA from Vespula pensylvanica (western yellowjacket), 3778 nucleotides. It is a transcript of the gene nvy, whose product is annotated as protein CBFA2T3. The coding region runs from base 1196 to 3778 and encodes 860 amino acids. Gene Ontology annotation, biological process: negative regulation of DNA-templated transcription; DNA-templated transcription. Gene Ontology annotation, molecular function: transcription corepressor activity. The transcript has 11 exons. Lineage: Eukaryota; Metazoa; Arthropoda; Insecta; Hymenoptera; Vespidae. Gene Ontology annotation, cellular component: nucleus. The record is from RefSeq and is a predicted model, not a curated record.
GCCGGUAAGUGGCGAUAAGUGGUGGCAAAUAACGACAAGUGGCGACAUCCGGCGACAUUAGCAACAUUUGGCAACAUUCGGUGAUAUUCAACGACAAGUGGCAAAAUUCGGCGACAGUUGGCGACAAAGCGAUAGGUGACAAUUGAUACGUGAUAUUAUCUUUCACUACGUAACCUCGAAUUCUAGAAAACAACAAUAUCAUAGAAUAUAUGUAAUUAUAUUUUAUAUUAUUAUUACAUAAUUAUCGUACUAUUGCAAAAUUAUUUAGCCAACCUGAUAUAAGUAGAUACUUAAAACGUAAUAUCUUUGAGAAAAUCAAAAGGAAAAUGAGUGAUGGAAUUGUUAAGAAGGUUCCUUUAGUUUCUUUGACAAAAGAGCAGGCACGAUCGUAAACAAAGAAGUCGAAUGAAUAGUGUGACGUAACGUCGUUACUUGCAAUAAGACAGAGAAGUAAAGAGAAAGAGAGAAAGAGAGAAAGAAAGAAAGAGAGAAGAAACAGAGGGGCAGAAGCUCGAGCGUUUACCGGCGAUGCAAAGUAAUACAAGAGCUUGCUUCGAGCACACCCGUUAACUCGAUGGAGAGUGUCACCGGCAGCACUCCGGAUUGAACUUUUCCAAGUGCUUCACAGUCCGGCUAAAGAAGUCGUCGACGAGGUUUUAACUGUAGAGCCGAGUCACUACUGAGAAAGAGACAGACAGGAAGAGAGAUAAAUAGAAGAGAAAGAGAAAAGCUUCGAGGAGACCACGAGGUUGUUUCCUUGUUUGCUGCAAACUUGCGGAUUGGUUGCACCAGAUGAAAAUGGACAAAUACGGAAAGAGAGAGAAAAAGAGAAAGAGAGAUAGAGAAAAGAAAGAAAGAAGAAAGGAUUUGGCGAUCAAAAGCUUGUUUGCUUGUUUGCUUGCUUGCUGCUAACUUUGCAAGAUGGUGCUAGCUGGACGAGCUAAAAAUGCAUAUUUCUUCGUUAUUAAGAAUGUCAAACUCAUAUUCUCCCUGGCAGUCACAUUUGCAAAGGAUAACGAUGGUUCUUCUUUGGAGAAAACUAAUGGAAGGAGUGUUGGAAUGCGAGACAAAGAUCAAGAGAGAGAUAGAGAAAGAGAGAAGUAAAGAGAGAUAGACAAAGGUGAACGUGUGCCCUCUCGCGAGGUGAGCCUGGAUGUUGGGAUAGAGGUCGAGAGGGUCGAGCGGUACCGCUAGCAUGAAAGUGGACGGUGGAGUGGCUAGUACGACGGUCCUUCAGAAAGUCAAGGUUAAGGAAGAGGCAAAGGAAUGUUGCGGCUUUCAGCAGGUCUCAGUAACAUCAGGGGGAUCGAGUGGGACGAGCGUGGUUGUCGUCGUUUCAACGGUGACAGCGACGUCGACGACCGUCAUUGCAACGACAUCCAGCAAUUGCAACAGCAAUGGUCUGACCACCGUGGGAAUAGCAGCCACCAUUGCAAGUACCCCUACAACCACCACUGUACCUACCACGUCCUCGACCUCGAAUGCUCUUCAAAGCUCUGCCAUUAUCUGCCAUCCGUCUACCCCAAUAGCCGCUGUGGCCAGUAGUACGGCUCAGACACCUGAACCUUUGCCGGUAGACCUCGACCUCAAGAGUAAAAAUAAGGCGAGUCCUACCAGCAGAGAUAAAACAACGAGGGAAGAGAAUAAUCAUCCUGAGGCACUCUCACCGUCUUCUCAACAUCAUCAAAGACAUGGCUUGCCAACUACCAACACACCACAGACUCAAACCAAUGGUUCUCGAUCGGAGUACAAAGGUCAGUUGGGUUGCUCCAGGUCAUCGGACAACGAUAGUCCCAUGUCUUCGCAUCCUCUCAAAUCUGAUCUCGAGGAAUCCACUGGAGGAACGUCAACCGGAACAUCAGCUGGUUCGACCUCUACCGUUACUGCCUCUACCACAGGUGGACCUUCGGCCACUUGCAGAAAUGAGGAACAGGUAGAGGCCAGUCCACUUCUGUCAAAUGGCGUCAGGUGUAUCACUGGGGUCUUUGCUGGUCAUGGAAAACUCAAAAGGCUACUUGGUACGCUCGUACAAUUUGCAACUGAUAUAUCAGCCGACACUGGAGACACUGUACGGACCUUGGUACUUGCUCUCUUGAGUGGUACUAUGACUGCCGAAGAAUUUCACUCUGCUUUGCAAGAAGCUACGAACUUUCCAUUGAGGGGAUUCGUUUUGCCAUACUUGAAACAUACUUUACCAUCCUUACAAAGGGAUUUGAACACUGCUGCUAGAGCUAGUAAUCAGACAUGUGCACAAUUUCUGCGAAACAACGAAACAGCCAUUUUGGAGGCAGUCGGCUUGGUACCAUCGGGCGAAUCCGUGGAAAUUUUUGGAGAACAUGGUAGUAGCGGUCUUGGAAGUGGAAACGCUGGUAACCAGUGUCCCGCGUAUUAUUCGAUGCGCUCUACCUCUAAUCCGAAUGUCGGCGCCAUUCAACACGCAAACAAUACCACGAACGCUUUGCACCAUUACUCUGGCUCCUCUCAUGCACCGAAACGUCGUGCUUCAGACACUCCGUACUAUGAAAACGGUACCCUACUCGAGGAUGUACCAGUUUACGGUAAAAGAUCUAAUCCAUGGGGUGCCCAUCAUCAACAACAACAACAACAACAACAACAACAACAACAACAACAACAACAACAACAACAUCAGCAACAACAGCAACAACAGCAACAACAGCAACAAUCACAACAAACGGAAAAUUCAUCAUCCUAUUGUUGGUAUCACCCUCUUCACGCAGCGGGUGGAUCCAUUCAAGGCCAUGGACACGGACAUGGUCACGGGCCUAGUCCGGUACCACCGAGCCUAGUCCAAAUUAACCAGAUAAAUGCUUUCUCGGCUCCCCAUCAUUUGUCCCAACAGCAACAACAGCUGAGUCACGUUCAAAACGGUUCUAGCCUCGACGACGAAUGGAAGAACAUUCAUGUGAUGUUGAACUGUAUUCUUGGCAUGGUAGAAAAGACGAAGAGAGCUUUAGCUAUUCUUCAAAGACGUGGCUGUUCCAGUCCUGCUGCGACACCUAUACCACCGCCAAACGUAGUCGCACAGAAUGGUAAUGCUAACAAUACUACUGGCAAUAAUCCUUCGACCAAUGGUGCUCAAGUAGAAUCUUCAACGGGUGAUAGAGAUGGUAGCUUAAAACGUUUGUCUGGAGAAAUUGUUGCUCAGACAAUCAGGGCUACCGAGGAUAGGGUUGCCGAGGUGAAAAGAAGAGCAGAGGAAGCCGUGUUAGAAGUAAAAAGAGCAGCUGUUGCUGAAGUUCAAAGAGCAGUUGCAGUAGCGGUUGCCGAAUCGAGAGCGAGCGAACGUCUGAGAGUACACAGACUUUUGGAUUUACCAUUAUCUCAAAGAAGUCACGUUGGUGUUCGUCAAGCUUCAUUCGUUAGGGUUCACGGAAGUCCUAACGUAGUCGAGACCAGUGGUAGAACUGCUCCAACACCUACAACUACUUCUAAUUCGGCACCGUCCACUACCGAAGAUGACAAGGAUGCACAUUUGACUAAUAUAGUAGGAUCAAGCUGUUGGAAUUGUGGCAGACCAGCGUUGGAAACUUGCGGCGGAUGUGGAAUCGCAAGAUAUUGCGGUUCCUUUUGUCAACAUCGCGAUUGGGAGGCUGGUGGACAUCAUGCAACGUGCAAUAAUCCUUUACCACGAGAACCUCGAAGAUCAUCUUCGCGUAGUCCACCUAGAAUUGGUACAGCUAACGUCACUGGAAGUAUCAACGACGCAGAAGGUUCAACCGUGUCGGCCACAGCAAAUACCAUCUCCAAAGGGAAGUGA